AGACGUAACAGCAUCAACAAAUGCUUGAAACUACCGGCGGACUUCUUUAGUUCUAUCCGUACAACGAAGGGGAACGGUGCAUAUUUCAUAUCUACCUUUCUUUCAAGCACCCACACAAAAUUAUAAAAUUUUCAGGUAUUUUUAAGUUCGUUAGUAGUUUGCAUUUGCGAUUGGCACCGUUAAACGCAUAAGAAACUGGGCAGAUAUGGCGACAAAAAUCAAUGAACAGGAUUGCGUCAUGACGAAGCGGGACAAUCAAGCAAGUAACAAAGAAUGUUCCUCUGGAACGAAGGUCAAGCGCAAGUCCAGAUCCGCUAGAAGACGUUUGAACGCUAUGAUGAGCAACGCAUCGUUUCAUUUUUCCGAUACGGAUUCGGAGGGCGAGUUGACAAUGAUCACCAGCAAGAUCGGCAAGCUUAAUUCGACGCAAGCCCCGCAAGCGAAUCCAUUAAUUUCUGUGACCCAUGCGGAGGCUACCGAGUCCAAGGCGAAGGUCAACGACAAUCUGGAUUACCUUAUAGCUGACGGUGAGGCCAGAUCCCGAUCACGCCGCAGUAGCUUCGCGGAGAAUCUCACCGACGUCGAUGAAAUCUACGAUGAAAUCGACGAGAAAGAUACCAUCAGUAGCAACUUAAAUGUGGUUGAUAAUGGUUAUCAAGGGGAAACGGAUUUGGAGGAUAUGGAUGGCGACGACGACGACAUUCAACCACCGAUCUAUGUUACACCAAGAUCAGAUAUUCUGGUCGAGUUCGGUGGCGAGAUGAUCACAACCAAGGAAGGUGACGGACCGUUCUCUGUGGAAGUGCGAAAUCGAUUGUCGCGAGAAGAAGCUUCCAUCGACAAACCAGAUACCGAAAACGUACCGGAUAUGCCGGACACCGACAGCGAGGACAUGGAAGGGUCCGAAGAUGAAACUAAAUUGGAUGAGGCAGCUGCUUACAACGAUAUGUACGAAGACCUCGAUAUCUUGGCGGCCUCGCAGAUUGUCAUGACCAACAAAAUGGAAAACACCUUGCAUGUUCCGGAUGUCGACGACGCUAUCAGCGAUUGUCAUACCGAUAUCGAGGAUGUCGAUUAAAUAAAAUAGAAUUAAAAGACGAAUUUAAAACAAUUAUUAAAAGCAUGCGAAAUAAUGCAACCCUUGGAAUAAAGGGCAGGGAGAAUUUCCAACAUCUCUCUCAUUAUGCUUACAAUUAGCGAAAAUUAACGUACCAUUAACGGGAUGACAGAAUGAUAUUAUUACGAAUAACAAGAGUAAGGAGCUUUCGAUUAAUCGUGAUCGGAUAAAGCCCACUCAAGUUACACAAGUUGCGUAACAUCUUAUAUGAAUGUAAGAAAUCUUGAUUCAAUUAGGAGUUGUUAUUUGGAAGACAGGUAAAAUUUUGAAAUUUUUCUGUCAGCCUUGAAUAAUAUCAGGCAUUGUCAAAAUUGUUUUAAAUAAUCACGAGGGUCUAAUUAAACGGCGUAAAGUUUAUUAAUAAAUUGUAUUAAAAAUUACGGUCUUUCACACCAAACAAUUAGCAAUUUAAAAAGAAAAUAAUUUUGUUUUUGUUUAUUUGUUUCUUUGUCCUUUCUCACAAAAGUUGUCCAUAAAAUAAUUCUCAAAUUUUUCGCAGCAAACGUUUAUUUCGGAAAAUCACGAAGAGGAAAAAGUAGUUAAAGGUACAAUGUGAAAAAAAUAUUUGUUUCUAUACUUUGUUAAUCUCAGAAUAAAUACAUAUUGUAUGAGAUUACAUAUACAUAUAUGGACAUUAUUUUGUGGGCAACCUAUAAGCACACUAUAUAGUUUGUUACAAAUUCUUACGUUUUCCUUUUUGCACCGUGCCUAAAACUUAUUAUUAAUAAAUACUCAGUAGGGCAGACAUAAUGAUUCAGGCAAAGUAAAAUACACGAUACAAUUGAUCUCUGGAAAGUAACAAGUUGCUUCGCAUUAUUCAAAAUAGCAUUAGCGUUGGUCAAAGAAGUCCGCUUAUAACAAUCACUGUAUAUUGAACAUCGCGAACAUAGUUUAUUUAUAAAUCCAAUAACAAUACAAUGCGCAUCGAAACGAUUAUCGACAAAAAUUAAUUCUUAUGUUCUCGUUAUGAAAUCGCAAUAAUAAUAACGCAAUAUUUGUGUACUUGUUAUACUUGCAGACCGAACUGCCGUCCUCAACAUUAUCAUAGACAACCGUAUGGGAUAUUAAUACAAAAGAGUAUGUCUCCGCAGUCUGGAGAAUUUUUCCAAUAUAAACAAAUACAUAUACAUAUAUAUACACAUAUAUAAUUAUAAUUAUAUGAUAUAAUAUGUAAAUACGUACAUAGAUAAUUAAUGCAGUAAUACUCGAUGAGUGUUAACUUUUCUUGGCAAUAACAUUGUUUCUAAGAUCAAGUCGUUGUACGUGCAAGAGUAGAAAAAUUUAUUUCGUAUUUGCGAAUUAUACUUUUGAUGGACACAGCUAUAAUUAUGAUUCGAAUUAUGUCAUGGAUAUAAUUAAUUUAAAGACACAAGAAAGAUAAUCGUUACGUACAUUCAAGACUUGUUAAGUUGUUUACAACGAAUUAAAGCUGUCGAAUAUAAAACAGAACAAGUCCAUUCUUUUAUAUUACAUGAAUUAUUAUUAGUUGUUUUCCUUUUAGUUAAAGGAGCAUGAACAAAAGGGUUAAUCUGAUAUAAGAAGUACAUUGUCUAUCUAAAAAGCAAUAAUCUUAGUAGCGUUAAUAAGAUUAGAUUUGCGUAGAAACGCUUUAUCUCGAGAUUCGUGUUAAUGGACUGCUGUUUUGCAUUUUGCGGCUUCACCACUUGGCUCUAGUACAUCUCGUAUAUACCUGCCGCGACUGUAGAAAAGAAAAGAAAAUGAGAAAAAAAAAGACGAAGAAUUUGCGCUACGGAAGUUCUCGAUCGCCAGAUCUCGCUGUGAAUAAAAAAAAGAACAAUUGUAAAGAAAAAAAAAUAGACACGAUGUAUCGCAGUCAUUAUAACGACAUGCUUAAUAAAAAGUAAUGUGAGCAUAA
This is a messenger RNA of Vollenhovia emeryi, 2993 nucleotides long. RefSeq lists its product as uncharacterized. The transcript is spliced from 2 exons. Bases 206 to 1078 code for a protein of 290 amino acids. NCBI's taxonomy places the organism in Eukaryota, Metazoa, Arthropoda, Insecta, Hymenoptera, Formicidae. The record is from RefSeq and is a predicted model, not a curated record.